ACUGAUUAUCAUCUUGCGUCGGCGCCGGUCCUUGAGCCUACAAUCUCUCGCUUUUGGGAACUCUUAUCGGUCUUUUCUAAAAUUUUGCUUUGCGCUCUUAUUGACUAUCCAGCCACAACCAUGUCAUCACGGAAGAAGGUCAUGCUGAAGGUGAUUAUUCUCGGAGACAGUGGUGUCGGUAAAACAAGUUUGAUGAACCAAUAUGUCAACAAGAAGUUCAGCGGAAGCUACAAGGCUACAAUCGGUGCCGAUUUUCUUACAAAGGAAGUUCUAGUCGAUGACCGCCUAGUAACGAUGCAGAUCUGGGAUACCGCCGGGCAAGAACGAUUCCAGUCAUUAGGAGUUGCAUUCUACCGGGGAGCUGACUGUUGUGUCCUUGUUUACGAUGUGAAUAACUCCAAGAGCUUUGAGGCACUUGACAGCUGGCGCGACGAGUUUCUCAUUCAGGCUAGUCCGCGCGACCCUGAGAGUUUCCCAUUCGUUGUUAUUGGAAACAAAAUUGAUAUGGAGGAAAGCAAGCGGAUGAUCUCUUCUAAGCGAGCCAUGACGUUUUGCCAGUCGAAAGGAAACAUUCCGUAUUUCGAAACUAGCGCAAAGGAAGCUGUCAACGUCGAACAAGCUUUUGAAGUCAUUGCUCGAAGUGCUUUGGCUCAAGAAGAAGCUGAAGAAUACGGUGGCGACUACACUGAUCCGAUCAACAUCCACGAUACUACCGAGCGCGACGGUUGCGCCUGCUGA
Messenger RNA from Aspergillus nidulans FGSC A4, 738 nucleotides. It is a transcript of the gene rab7, whose product is annotated as Rab family GTPase rabS. Gene Ontology annotation, cellular component: vacuole. The transcript is spliced from 6 exons. NCBI's taxonomy places the organism in Eukaryota, Fungi, Ascomycota, Eurotiomycetes, Eurotiales, Aspergillaceae. The record is from RefSeq and is a predicted model, not a curated record. Bases 121 to 738 code for a protein of 205 amino acids. Gene Ontology annotation, molecular function: GTPase activity; GTP binding.